GUAUGUAGUAUUUUUGCAAUGAAAUGGACAUUCAUAGACAUGUUUGAGUGAAUAACGAAUUCUUAAAUUAGAAGUAUUACUGUUUUCCCUAAACAAUUAUCCCCUUCCUGUAAAGGUCUGACCUUAAUUAAUGUUUUUUGCUGGAAAGACAAUGUCUUCAAGAAUCAGUUUAGGUACCUUUUGCAAGAGCUAUUUGUGUCCUAUUUUAUUUGUAAUGUCGAUUUAUUUUUUUUAAAAACAGCUUUUAUUUUCUGUUUUUUUUAUUUAUGGUGCUUUUACUUUGAAACAUUCCUCACUGGAUCCAUAUCACUUCUUGUACCUAAAAACAAGUCAAAUUUGGGGGUUUCUCAGGACGACCUAAGUAGCUCUGACAUAUUCUGUGUCUAUAAAAGCACUGCUUCAGUGUGCAUGUGUGUGUGCAUGAUUUUAGUUGUGAAUGAAAGUUUAAUUUGUUAUAUUUAAAUGUAUAACUGCCUCUCAGUUCCUGCUUGCCAAUAUUUGUGCUGUUCGCUGGUGUCUGCCGAGUUCAGAGACGGCUCAUUAAAACGUGAACAAAGAACAGUGCACCACCUCCAGUCUGUUUGAUUAUCCCAGUAAAAAAACGAAAAGUCUGCAGCUGAGGCCAUCAAACCCGAUUGUCCUCCACCGUGGUGCUGUAACAGAUGCGAUUAGCCUCAAUUCAUUGAUCGUAACUCUUUUAGGUUGGAUUGAUCUGUGAAGACAAGAGCACCUCCACCCGUUUUGGAUGCAGCGCACUCGGAUGCUCGCCAUGCGGGGUCAUGAGCACUCCACCGCUAUUAUCCUUUUGUGUUUGACUCGGCGCCGCUGCUGCAGAGGAAGCGCAGCCUCAUUUCAGUUAUCUGUUCCCAUUCAGAUGAUGGAUUAUUAAUGACCCCUUGAUGUCAAGCAAUCCAAGUUAAUCAUGACUUAAAGUUGAGGAACAGGGUGAUGGAUGUGACACAGAGAGCGUGGUCAUUAAUGUUGGAUGAGUGUGGGAGGGCGCUACACACCCUCAGUAGAAUGCAUCUUGUUGACACAGUAAAGUGAACUUGAUGAGUCAACCAGUGCUGCAUUUACAACCACAUCUUCAGUUGUCAGGCACAGGAAAAAAGAGCCUCUAUAAUCCAUCAUUAAUACAGCGUCCUUCAUCCUCAGAAUGAAGAUACGAUAAACGCUAGUAAACUCACAUCAGAUGAUUAUUUUAAAGUGGCUGUACUUUUCUCCCCUACUGUGGCUAGUUGUUCUGUUCUUCCUCUUUUCACACACCCCACCAACUGAGACUGGACUAGACCACAGCAAAUGGUUUGAGGGGGCUCGGGUGCAGCGCUGAAAGACAAACAUCAUUUUAGUGAACCAUAACUGACUGAAAAACAGCUGAUUCCUUUUUGAGUGGCGUUAAUACGAGGAUUUAGAACCGGUCGCCGUUGUUCAGGCUUCCAGCGACAGAGUGCCGAGUUCCUUUGAGCUGCUUUCCCUCCUUGUGUUUUCCACACCAUUGAGUCAGCCAUCAGAGCAGGCUGAACAAAGCCACAGGAGAGAGAGAGAUAGAGGGGAGCUUCUGGGAAGAAAUGUCUCUCACAGACUCUGUCGCCUCGACAACCGGGUAAGAAAUGAGGGGAGGGAGCCACAGAGAAAGGACCGAGGUGAAUAGAAGGAGAGGCGAACAUCACACUAUAAACCGCAUCAGGCGAUUCCUGCUGAGUGAUGGAGGAAAAGUGGAUGUUUUUGUGCACCACUCUCUUGGUCACAGCUCCACACCUGCAUUGCUCUCAUCAUGAGUUAUUAACUAUGAAAACAAGCACUUUCUAAUUCAUGUUUCUCCCACCUCAGAGCACGGACCUGAUGAACCUGCAGAUCACAAGUUCAGUGCCAUAAAAGUGGACCAAGCAGGCCUGAGCACUCCACCUGGGUUUCUUCUUUCAUCAUCCCCAGGUGCUGAGAUGGAGGAAGAUGAUGAGCCGCUGCUGUUUCAGGCGAGCUGGGGAAGGGCUGAGGAAGAGGAGGAGGAUGGAGUGAUGCAUGCAGCAGGACAGAGUUGCUCUGCUGGGAACGCCGGGGUUUGUGGGGCGUGGAGGGCAGCAGGCUGGAUUUACACUCAGCCGUGGGCCAGUGGAUUGGUUCUAGGGCUGGCCAUCCUCCUGCCAUGUGCCCUUUUUGCCUACAUGCUGCUCUACUGCCCCCCGCUGGACAUAGACCUGUCUUACAGUGCCUUUGAGGUUCACAGUCACUUCUCAGCCGAGCGCUUUGACGCCCUCACCAUCGCUGUGAAGACUCAGUUCGGGUCUUGGGACAGACGCAGGCGAGAUGUCGAUUAUUCCCAGUCUGAGGCUCUGCAAGAACUUCUGUUGGAGAAGCUGGGGGGAACAGGAGGGCUCAAUAAGACCCCCAUUCAUCUAAACAGCUCUUCACAGAGAGCUGCAGCUUAUCAGGACACAAGGACAAAACCUGAUUUGAGUCUGAGAUUACAGGUUAGAAAUACCACCAGCAGAAGACGCAGGUUUGCCUCCAAUUACUACAUGCAGAGCCAGGCCCUGUGGAGGAUCGAGCUGGUGUUUGUGGCUCAGGGGAAAGGAAAUCACAACAUCUUUACUCCUGAGCGUCUGCAGACCAUUCACCACGUGGAGCAUCUGCUCAUGCAGCACCCUCAGUUCCACCAGUUCUGCUGGAAGCCUCUGGAAAUACUGAGGGACCUUCCCCUGGGACCGUCGUACUGCUCUCCACCCAGCUCCGUCCUGUCUUACCUCUACCCCAGUGAGAGAGGGGGGAAGAUAUACUACGAUGGCAUGGGGCCAGAUCUGGCUGAUAUUCAAGGUUCUCUCAGUCUGGCCAUCACCCACCCUCAGUUCUACUGGUACGUGGAUGAGAGUCUGACACCAGAGCAUCUUUCGUCCUCUCUCCUCCGCAGUGAGAUCCACUUCGGGGCUCCUCUGCCCUCCUACUAUUCUCUGCAGGACAGAACGGACGAGCAGAGGGCACGCUUCAAAAACUUUGUGGUUCAGUAUGCAGAGACUUUGGCCAAGCAAUCCACCAGUCAAGUGAAAGUGCUGUAUGGGGGGACGGAGCUGUUUGAUGACGAAGUGAGACACACCUUUUACAACGACAUGAUGCUCGCCGUCAUCAGUGGAGCCUGCAUCACUGUUCUAGUCUACAUCCUUACUUCUUUUUCAGUCUUCCUGACGUUCUUUGGACUGGUGAGCAUUGGACUGAGCUGCUUGAUGGCUCUUUUCCUGUACCACGUGGUGUUCGGAGUGAGGUACCUGGGCAUCCUCAACGGGGUCGCGGCCUUUGUUAUCAUCGGUAUAGGGGUGGAUGAUGUGUUUGUGUUCAUCAGCACCUUCAGACAGGCCUCUCAUCUGCGGCAGCCUCGAGAGCGCAUGAUCUACACAGUGAAAACAGCUGGCAGAGCCACGUUCCUCACCUCCUUCACGACCGCAGCUGCUUACGCCGCCAACACAUUCUCUCAGAUCCCGGCCGUGCACGACUUCGGCCUGUUCAUGGCACUCAUCGUCAGCUGCUGCUGGCUUUGGGUGUCCAUCAUGAUGCCUGCAGCCCUGUGCAUCUGGACUCAGCACGUGGAGCCUCACGAGCACGGCUGGCUGAACUGUGUAAAACUGUUUCCAGGCUUGUCAACAAGCUACAGCCCUUUGUCGGAUGAGGAUGGGGAUGUGGCCUUGCUGUCAGUGGAGAUGGAACCAGGUUUCUGUGACACAGAGGGCGAUGCAGCCAUUCUGUCUCUUUCAGUGGAGACUGAUGUGACCCCUCCAGGACAGCAGCAUGUAGGGGUGGUGAGCACAAAUCUCCAGUGGGGCCUGAAACACUUGGUAGCCGAACCGGCAGUGAAGCACAGAAAAAUUGUAUUGGGCGUCUUCCUCCUUGUUUUCCUCCUAUCUGCUGGGUGCUGCUGCCUCCUGAGACCGGCCACUCGUGCGCCUCUUCUCUUCCGCAAAGACACAAACCUGCAGACCCUGCUGGCUUUGCGGAGCAACCUCAGCGGCCAGGGCAUCUCCUGUCCCAUGUGCUCAGGCGUGUUCAUGGAAAAACCCCACCCACUCCACACCCAUGCUUCCUCCUUCCCUUUUAGGUUCUCAGCACAUCAGCACAGCCCGACUCCAGCAGCAACUCCUCAGAGCUUCAUAAACUCCAGCAUGAACCAAACAGGCUCCUUGCUGACAGUUUACAUAUCAAAGUUGGACCAGGGAGUCUCUACAACAAUUUACAGCUUCUCACUCAAUGCCAGCAUUGAAUCCCCUUGGAAAAGCACAGAUCACAAGGAGCUGUCUUCGUUCCAGGCCUUUAGUCAGCCGCAGAGCAAUUACACCACCAGAAUGACAGUGUGUGUUUCCCAUGUGUACCGCCCGAACCCCAGCUGGAUGAUCACAUCUGGUUCAUGUGAUUCUCGACACGGUUGGACGCGGGAUUUUUCCUUUUUUGCUGCAGCUUCUCCACAGCAGAACAGCAGGAGGCUGUACUUUGCUCAGUGUCGCCAGAGACCUCAUCCCAGCAGAGUGUGUGUUAACACUCCUGGAUGUGGAUACCCGUCUGGGCCUGAUGGACAUUCACGUGGAAGCUUUUAUGUUCCUUUCCCCAGCGAUCCCCCACCCUCUACGGCGAACAAAACAUCAAAAACAUCUGGCUUCAAUCCGUGCAGCGGUGGUGCAUGCGCCCACCCGGCAGUGCGCCCUUUGGUCGACACCGGGGCCAUGGUUUUUGUCGUGUUUGGGAUACUGGGGGUCAACCGAACGGAACACAAGGACAACCAUGUAAUUGGAGAUAUGGGCAGCAUCAUACUGGAUCCAGACUUUGAUAUUUUUAAGGAGAUGGGCCAUCUUUGCAAAAUCUGCAAAGCUGUUGGUGCAAACAGACAGCUUGUAAAGCCAGGAGGAGCUCAGUGUUUGCCAUCAGGCAACAAGCUGUCUUCUGUUCUGCCUCUACUCCAUCCUGAUUGCCAGUCUCUGCCUGAGCCCAACCUGCUGCCGGGGCAGCUCUCCCACGGCGUGGUGGGAAUGCACGGAGACAAGGUCCGCUGGUUGUCCAUGGCCUUUGAGUCUACCACAUACAAGGGGAAGUCCUCUUUUCAGACCUAUUCCGACUUUCUCCAGUGGGAGACCUUCAUCCAGGAGCAGCUCGCCGGCCUCCCACAGUCCUCUGCUCUGCAGAGAGGCUUCCAGACAUGUGAACACUGGAAACAGAUUUUCAUGGAAAUCAUAGGUGUAGAGAGUGCCCUCUGGAGUCUGCUGCUGUCACUAGCGAUCUGCGUGGCGACGGUGUCUGUGUUCACUGCACAUCCUCUGCUGCUGCUCCCAGUACUCAUAACUAUUUUAGGAGUGAUCUGUCUGGUUGUUGCUAUCAUGUACUGGCUGGGAUGGGAGAUGGGAGCAGUGGAGGCCAUUUCCCUCUCAAUCCUUGUCGGAUCUUCUGUGGAUUACUGUCUGCACCUGGUGGAGGGCUAUCUGCUGGCUCCCUCUGUGGCUGAUCAUGACUUGGAUCCCUCAGCUGAGAGGCAGAGGCGAACUCUGCAGGCAGUGAACCAUGUGGGCGUUGCCAUAGUGUCCAGCGCCGUCACUACAGCAAUCUCCACAGUCCCUCUGUUCUUCUGCAUCAUUGUGCCUUUUGCCAAGUUCGGUCAGAUCGUGGCCAUCAACACAGCCAUCUCUAUUUUCUUCACCCUGACCAUGACCGUCGCCAUGCUGGCCAGCGUGGCCCCUCCCCGCUUUAGCAGACACCGCCGCGCUGUGCUUAAGGCCACCCUGGCUGUGAUGGCAGCUGCAGCCCUGGGAGCUCUUAUAUGUUGGGUGGGAAGACAGCAGGGCGCACUGGCCUGGCUGUCAAUCAGGACAUAAACUCUGCAGUCCAUCCACUGACCUUCCUUCAGAUGCAGCAGGAAUAUCCGACCAAGAAGUGAUCUUGUACUCGAUAGCACAAAGAUGUCAGAACCACUUUAGUGAUUUUUUUUCAACCUGUUUUAAUCAGUAUUAUAGGAGCAAGUCCUGCCUGCUCAGUAUUUCUGAAGUGUUACUAAAUAACACUGUGAUGGGUGACCUUUCUGGAUUUGAUGAAGCCGUUUCAUCUUCGUCACAUUUUUAUCAACUUUUUACAUGAAGGAGCAUCUGUCUGCUCUGACUGAACAGUGCUCUGACGUCUGCCAUGAUUCUGUGUUGCUGGUUCACUUUUUUUGUCUUGACUUAAUUGUGCCAAAUAGUGGGAUCAGAUUAUAUUUAACUGUAACUGGAUCCAAAUUUUGAAUGUUUCAUGCACAAUGUGUGAACUACUUGUUUUGCUGACUAAACUUUAAGAUGCUGCCAGCACUUCGCCCAAGUUUAGCCCUUUGUUUGCAUUCAUUUAUCACUCGGACACUCUGAGUCGCUGUUCCCGAGACCUCUCCUCUCCUCCUCAGGUGUGCCCUCACCCCUCCACUCUUAAAUGCGGUCACCAUAUAAAUCACAGUUUAGAGCUCCUCUCAAACAGCCAUCAGUGGCGUCUCCUGUCAGUGAAGGUGAGGGCCGUUUGUCAGAUCACAACACAAUAACGGUUGGAGGAUUGACUGGUCGUUUUUGUACGUGUUUGUGUGAAUGUAAAAUAAAUCAGGUGCAGCAAACGUUUGGUCUUCUCUCAUAACUCAACACUGUUUAUAUUCUAGAUCAGUCAGUGAACUGCAGCACCACAUUUCUGAGUUGCUAUUUAUUACAAUUGUCUCAGUUAAGUGGGACUUACAGUACAUUUAUAUUUACUUUAGGUAAUUAAACAUCUUAUUUAAUGUAUAAAUGACUAAUUU
Messenger RNA from Oryzias melastigma (Indian medaka), 6772 nucleotides. RefSeq names its product dispatched RND transporter family member 3 (gene disp3). Lineage: Eukaryota; Metazoa; Chordata; Actinopteri; Beloniformes; Adrianichthyidae. The record is from RefSeq and is a predicted model, not a curated record. Bases 1941 to 5840 code for a protein of 1299 amino acids. The transcript is spliced from 21 exons. Gene Ontology annotation, cellular component: membrane.